Molecule: messenger RNA, 2493 nt
Organism: Ectocarpus sp. CCAP 1310/34
Lineage: Eukaryota; Phaeophyceae; Ectocarpales; Ectocarpaceae
Source: the annotation of a GenBank genome assembly
AUGAUGCACAACACCAUCGGGAACAACGCGCACACGCUCGAGCCCCAAUCGGGCGGCGGCGGGAAGAAGGUUGUCAACUUCCUGCUAGCCGAGAUCGAGAACCGCCGGGGGGAGCUCGUCGUGGCCUUCGCCGGCUACGCCAAGAACAUGGAGUCCCUCUUCGAGUUCAACGAAGGCCUUCCCAGCCGCUUCCCCAAGGUCCUGCGUUUCGAGGACUACAGCGACGCCCUCCUCCUCGAGAUCUUCAAGGGGCUCAUGGCUAAGAAGAAAGGGCUGGGUACGCUCCACUGCGGUGAUUCUGCGGAGCAGGAGGACCCGGAGAGGUGGGCCAAGGUGGCCAUCGCUCGGCUCGGUCGGCGGAGGGGGUCCCGCGGAUUCGGGAACGCCCGCGCUGUUCAGGUGCUCUUCGACCAGGUCCUCGAGCGGCAGGCGAGCCGCCUCAGCAGCGGAGACAACGACAACGACAACGGCAACGACGACGACGACGACGACGACGACGACGACGACCCGUAUGAGCUUACAAAGCCGGAUCUCCUCGGCUGGUCGGUCUCGAGCCUCGAUGAGUCGGAGAGCUGGAGGACCCUCCGGGACAUGGUCGGGCUUGGCGCGGUGAAGAGCGCGGUGCUGGCGCUGGCGGAGGUGGUGCAGACGAACCGCGUGCUGGAGGAGGCCGGCAAGCCGCCGAGGAACAUCGCGCUCAACAGAUGCAUGCUCGGGAACCCGGGCACUGGCAAGACAACGGUGGCAAAGCUAAUCGAUGGCAUUCUGGCGGACCUCGGGCUCCUCCCCAAGGGCGAGGUGGUCCUCAAGACCGCGUCCGACUUCGUCGGCUCCGUCCUCGGCGAGAGCGAGUCCAAGACCCGCGCCAUCCUCAAGGCUGCCGAGGGCUGCGUCCUGGUCAUCGACGAGGCCUACUCCCUCCGCGCCGGGAGCGGCGUCGGCGGCAAGGGGGGCAGCGGCGAAGACCCGUACCGCACCGCCGUGGUGGACACGCUCGUGGAACAGGUGCAGAACGUGCCGGGGGAGGACCGGUGCGUGCUGCUGCUGGGGUACCGCGCGGAGAUGGAGGAGUUCAUGCGCGACGCCAACCCCGGGCUGGCCAGGAGGUUCGCCCUCGACAACGCCUUCAGCUUCGAGAACUACAAGGGCGCGUGUUUCCACGCAAAGGACGACGAAGAGCUCCUCAGCAUCCUCCGCGGGAAGCUCCGUCGAGAGCACCUCACCGCCGGAGUGGACGCCCUCAUGGCCGCCGCCGACGUGCUCAGGAAGAAGCGCAAGACGGCCUCGCACUUCGGCAACGGCGGCGAGGUGGCCAACCUGCUGAGCGAGGCCAAGCUCCGGAAGGAGUCCGGAAGGAGAACCACCGCAAGGACGGCUCUUUGGAAGCCAGGAUUACAGCUGGACCCGGAGCUCCUGCCGCAAGACUUCGAUCCGGAAUACGGGGCCGGCCCAAUGGAUGGCGCCGCUCUCGAAGACGACUUGUUCGGCGACCUCAUCGGCUGCGCGGACAUCAAGCUGCAGCUGACGCGGAUCCGCUCGACGUUUGUCCGCGCACAGAGACUCGGCCGCGACCCUCGUGAGGCCAUCAACCUCAGCUUCUAUUUCACGGGGGUCCCCGGCACCGGCAAGACUACCGUCGCCCAGCGCGUCGGCCGCAUGUUCAAGCAGGUCAGCGUGAUCCACUCGGACGACGUGGUGUCCUGCCCCCCUUCGGACUUCACCACGGGGUCAUCAUCUUCUGACGAGUGCUUCGUUGGACAGGCCGCCCUCAAGACCAAGGAGAUCCUGGACAAGGCUAUCGGUAAAGUUCUGUUCAUCGACGAGGCGUACGGCCUGAACCCUCGCCACGGCGGCGGCUCGGGGUUCUUCAUGCAAGACGCUCCUCGCUUCGGCAACGGUCGCACCAUCACCGACCUCGCCGCCAAUCACAUCUCCACCGAGAUCGGGAUGCGCAUGGGUGGCGACGGCAGCGUCCAACAGGACAACAGCGGCAGCAACGACGACCACCGGGCCUCGGUCGAGGACAUCCGCCGCUCCGCGACCGCCGUCCUCCAGCAGAUGGCCAGGAUUGUCGGCACCACCACCAACACGAAUUCUGCCGCCGCCGCCGUUCCCGAGGUUGCGUUUUGCACCGGAACCCGCCUGUGCGCCAAGCCCCCCAAACGACGACCGCGAAGAAGGUGGCCGGGCCGGGCUGUCUCGCCUCCGGCGGGAGGAGGCGGGCGCGGCGGUGAUGAGGACGAGGAGCUGCUAGCCACGCUCGCGCGGGUCCGGCGCGCCAAGGAGGCCGCGCUGAAGAAGGCCAGGAAUGAGAGGGAGAGGCAGCUGGCCGUGGAGGCGGCGUCGAGGUUGGCCCUCGCGCGCAUGGGCGUGUGCCCGGCCGGGCGUCAGUGGAUUCGUCAGGGCGACGGCUGGAGGUGUGGGCGAGGCACCCACUACGUGUCCGGCAGCGCCGUUGCGGCGGAGAUGGCGCGCGGCGGGGGGGGCUCCUAG